GACGUCUAAAUCAUACUCAUAAACAGACUGAAUUCUUAGGCUUCGACAAGUAUCCAACCUUUAAUUACAUCGUAUCCUUUUGUUCCAUAAAUGUAUCAGUAGCCUCCACCAAAAUAUCCAAUAUACCCAGAAUAAUAUUUAACCUAUCACUAAACAUAUCCAUGACACUCUAAAGAAUAUCCAUACCCAAAAACCAAAAAAAAUAUCAACCACUUUCAACACGUCCAUAUUAAUAUCCAACAUGCACAGGUAAAUAUCUUAGAUGCUUUUACAAUGUAUCCAUGACAACAGCAAAUAAUAUCCACACCCAAAAACCCAAUGAAACAGGAGGUUACACCCAAAAUAAUAUCAACACCAUUAAAUAACAUUCAAUGUACACAACAAAACUCAACAACACAAACAUAUAUAUAAUAGAAUCCACCUUCACUCUCUUCUUCUUCUUCUACAAUGAAGUCACCAACACCAUCUAAGUCUUCAUCAACAAAUUCAUCUAUUGUAGGAUCGAGUUCUUCUUCUUCUACAAUGAAGGCAGCCACACCGUCCAACUCGCCGUCGUCGUCGAAAAUCAUCCUUUGUCCAGAUGAUCUGCUCGCCGGAAGGAGAGGGUCGCCGGAAGGAUCUGCUCGCCGGAAGGAGAGGCUGCCGGAAGGAGAGGAUCGCCGGCAAGAAGAGAGGGGACGGCAAGGUUGAGCGGCGGCGAGUAAAGGAAAAAAGGAGAGAGAGAGAGAGGAAAAAGUGGAAGUGGUGGUUGAGAUGAUCAUAAAUGCUCUCCUUCCCCUUUUGUUCAACAAAUAUCCAACCUUCCUCCUUUUUGUUCAGCAAAAUCCCGCCCAAAAUUGCCUUCACCAAAGAAAAAUGGGCCGAAAAUUAAUUUGAUGUGCCUUCGGCCCAUGGGCCCUCGGCGGGCGGCCCUUACUAGGCUGCAAGCCCACCCCGAAUUAUAUCACUCUUCUCCCACUUUCCCGCCCAUAUUUUGGCCACCCCAAAAAACUGCCCACCUCCCGCCCAGGUUUUCAGGCCGCCCAAAAACCGCCCACUUACUCCGCCCAUAAUUUCGGCUCGCCCAAAAAAGCCCCAAGCCCUCUCUCCUCUCGGCUCAUGUGUCAGUGAGUAUCUACUCACACUUUGGCCUGUGAGCAGUUUAACUUUUUUCCGGCCACGGAGGAGAAAUGAUCAAGACUAGGCAACGCCGUUUCGGCUGAGGUGGUUGGCCUUGCGUAUGGGCCAGGCCUGGAAUAAGAGCUAACCAUUAACUCAUUCGACUCCAUGAACAGAAUUAAGAAAGGCUUCGGCCCAAACAGGAAGCCAGACAAAGUCUCAGCCGUGGAUCGUUAGUGGUGUCAACGAGUGGGAAAUCCCGGCGACUGCCUAGGAACGAAGGGAACGCGGAAGCAGAGAAGCGCCGUCAAUUCCAGGCGGCGAUUUCCUCGAACUACCAGUACUGCUUUCUGCUCCAGCGCGGUGGAGCAGGAAAGGAAAGGGGAAGGCUGGAAAUAAAGAUGAGGCAACAGACGAAGCUGAACGCGAUUCGAUCAGGGCUAGUGGUGAUGGGGGCUUUAGCUUUUGGGUACUUGACAAUGGAGAUCGGCUUCAAACCUUUCCUCCUGAAAGCGCAAGAAGAAGAGCGACAGAAACAACAACAACAAGAAUCUCUCACUCCUCAAGAAAAAUCCCCAACCCACGAGUCGUAUUGAUUUCCAGGUCUGCUUUUGUUGCUUCAAUCGAAAGGUUAUAGAAAAUCUGCAUGGGAUCUAGCAAAGGGAAGCGUGCUUUAUCAACAUUCAUACCUAUGCUCAUUUGGGUCGGUAGAUUAUCGCUUUUUCUGUAUCCAUUUACUGAAGAUUUUGUACCCAGUGUUGGUCGUUCCUGGUUAAUGUUAUCAUAUUUUUAUCUUAUCCCAGCUGGGGAAAUGGGACUGGAAGAAGGUUUUAAAAACAAGAGAUAAAGUUGAGCAGUUUCUUACAUGUUGGAACACUCAGGUAUUCUGGAAAGGUAAAAUCUUGCAUAAAUUCUCUGUGAAAACAGUAUGGAAGGACCUGAGAAUGGUUGCCCCUAAAGUAGCUUGGUAUGCUUUGACAUGGGAGCACUACUGUGUGCUCAGACACAGUUUAGUUAGUUGGCUUGUGAUAAAAGACAGGAUAUAUACAAGGGAUAAGCUGAAGCUGUGUGGGAAAGUCUCUGAUCACAGUUGUGUGCUUUGCAGCAGAGGCCAUGAAUCCAGAAAUCAGUUGUUCUUUAUGUAUGUAUUCCAAGACAGUUUUGCAGAGCUGCUUGCAACUUCUUCAGGUGCAGUACAUGGGGUUCUCUCAGUAUGAUCAGUAUGUGCAGACUGCAGUGGGCGAUUCCGAAGUUUUGGGGUAGAAGGCCGAGGCUAAGAUUGAAAGAUUAAUGUGGAAUGUUAUGGUAAGUUUGAUAUGGAGGGAAAGAUGUAGUAUUUGCCAUGGUGGACAUGCUGUUUCUCAAUAACAUUUAGUCCACAGGAUUAGGAGUACUCUUGAGCUGGUUUGUCUGGGGAAUAGUCAAUUGCAGAGUGACUGUCAUCUUACUGGUAUUGUUUUGUGUUAAAGUCGAAAUUAGUAUGGGCUGUUGCUGGUUAGGUACGUGAGUAGAUAGAGUUCCUCAUUGUUUGAGUUCUUAUACUGUAACACUUCAGAUUGGAUUCUCGAAUUGAGAAUACCAUAGGAGCUUCAAUAAUAGUUUUGAUUAACCAUAAAAAAAAACGAAAUGAGACUAGAAUUUCACCAUUGAUAGACUCUGUAAAUUGGACACGUGAGCUCAAUUCAGAUAAAGAUACAGGUUUUUUUAUGGCUUUCUGAAUCCCAUAAUAAUCACUUGCUUCUCCAGUAUUCUAUUCCCUAGCAUAAAAGGCUCCCUUUCUUUGUUCUUAACUGCAGAACAUAACAUCGGCCAUUGGCUCCCUUUCUUUAUUCUUAACUGAUUGAUCAUCAAGAAAAAAAAAACCAGACCCCUAUCUCUCUCAUCACCGAAAUUCUUCAGCAAGGUUUUGGCCGAAAUCGCAUAACUCGUGAGUAAUUAGCGAUUGACAUAAGCUAGUGCUAAUUGUUUUCAACAUAGAACACACAUCCAUCUCUCUCAAAGUUGAUCAUGAAACAUCUCGCAACACACGUGGACGACCAUGACCAUGACCAAUUGACCAUAAUAUUUCUGGGUAUUUAACGGAAUAAUGGACCGGUGUAUUC
Linum trigynum is the source of this 3200-nucleotide messenger RNA. The record is from the annotation of a GenBank genome assembly. NCBI's taxonomy places the organism in Eukaryota, Viridiplantae, Streptophyta, Magnoliopsida, Malpighiales, Linaceae.